This is a messenger RNA of Fusarium oxysporum Fo47, 2486 nucleotides long. RefSeq names its product ATP-binding cassette family ATPase ARB1. NCBI's taxonomy places the organism in Eukaryota, Fungi, Ascomycota, Sordariomycetes, Hypocreales, Nectriaceae. Gene Ontology annotation, molecular function: ATP binding; ATP hydrolysis activity. The record is from RefSeq and is a predicted model, not a curated record. The transcript is spliced from 3 exons. The coding region runs from base 276 to 2132 and encodes 618 amino acids.
CCUCUGAGCACAACCACUGUAGAAGUUGAACCGGGAACUGACUGGAACCGCCACACUCAUUGUUAUUUGCUUGGCUGGUUUUUCUUUGUCGGUCAACUUAACUUUUCCAUCUCACUCUCUUCUUCCUCCCUCUUCAUCGAACGGUCAUUAUCCAAACCACUUCAUAUACCCCGGUUUGGACUUGAUUUCUUAGACGGACAUUCUCACCCCGCCAACAGUUUCCGUUCUUUCAACCCCGCGGUCUUUUUUUUUUCUUUCCUACACACAUCUUCAUCAUGGCCCCCUCUUCAUCCAAGGAGAAGCGUCUCGCCAAGAAGGCUGCCGAGGGCAAGCUCAAGGGCAAGAAGGGCAAGAAGACUGAGGAGCCUGAGCUCGAUGCCCACGGCAACCCCAUCAAGGACGAUGAUGCCCCCGCGACUUCAGGCGCAAAGCUCGAAGAGGUGAAGCGUCUCACCGAGCAGAUGGACAAGCACGGUAUCUCUGACCGUGUCACCACCGGUGUCCUCGCCUCUACCCAAACCAGCAAGGACGUCAAGAUCACCAGUUGUUCUCUGGUCUUCCACGGUCGAGUCCUUAUCACCGAUUCCACUCUAGAGCUCACCUACGGUCGACGAUACGGUCUUCUCGGUGAGAACGGCUGUGGAAAGUCCACUUUCCUCAAGGCCAUCGCCGCCCGCGAGUACCCCAUUCCUGAGCAUCUCGAUCUCUACCUUCUCAACGAGGGUGCUCCUCCCAGUGACCUCGGUGCCCUUGAGUGGGUCGUCCGAGAGGCUGAGCUGGAGCUGGAGCGUCUCGACCACCAGGCCGAGAAGCUUCUUGAGGACGAGGGUCCUGAGAGCCCUGUUCUCCUUGAUCUCUACGAGCACAUGGACAAGCUUGAUCCCUCAACCUUCGCUACCCGUGCUUCCCUUAUCCUGACUGGUCUCGGUUUCAACAAGAAGACCAUCCACAAGAAGACCAAGGACAUGUCUGGUGGUUGGCGUAUGCGUGUCGCCCUUGCCAAGGCCCUCUUCGUCAAGCCCUCCGUUCUCCUUCUCGAUGACCCCACUGCUCAUUUGGAUUUGGAGGCUUGUGUGUGGCUCGAGGAGUACCUCAAGAAGUGGGAGCGAACUCUCGUCCUCGUCUCCCACUCUAUGGAUUUCCUCAACGGUGUCUGCUCCAACAUGAUUGACAUGCGAGGCAAGCAACUCAUCUACUAUGGUGGUAACUACGACUCUUACAGCAAGACUCGAACCGAGAACGAGACCAACCAGAUGAAGGCCUACCAGAAGCAGCAGGAUGAAAUUGUUCACAUCAAGAAGUUCAUUGCUAGCGCUGGUACCUACGCCAACUUGGUCCGACAGGCCAAGUCCCGACAGAAGAUUCUCGACAAGAUGGAGGCCGAUGGUUUCAUCCAGCCUGUCGAGCAGGACCGUGUCUUCACUUUCCGUUUCGCCGAUGUUGAUAAGCUCCCUCCUCCCGUCCUCUCAUUCGAUAACGUCACCUUCUCUUACUCCGGUAAGCCUGAGGAUGAUCUGUACCGCAACCUCGACCUUGGUUUCGACAUGGACUCCCGAACUGCCCUUGUCGGCCCCAACGGUGUGGGCAAGUCUACUUUGCUCCGCCUCAUGACUGGCAAGCUUUCUCCCACAGGCGGUGUUGUUACCCGACACACUCACUUGAAGCUUGGUCUCUACUCUCAGCACAGUUCCGAGCAGCUUGACUUGACAAAGUCUGCUCUCGACUUCGUUCGCGACAAGUACAGUGAGAAGUCUCAGGACUACCAGUACUGGCGUCAGCAGCUCGGCAAAUACGGUCUCAGCGGUGACUCUCAGACUGCCCUAAUGGGUACCCUGUCUGAGGGUCAGAAGAGUCGUAUCGUCUUUGCUCUGUUGGCUAUUGAGAGCCCCAACAUGUUACUUCUUGACGAGCCUACCAACGGUCUGGAUAUUCCUACCAUUGACAGUUUGGCAGAUGCCAUCAACGCCUUUAGCGGAGGUGUUAUCGUCGUUUCUCACGAUUUCCGAUUGCUCGACAAGAUUGCCAAGCAGAUUCUCGUCUGUGAGAACCAGACUAUCCGCACAUGGGACGGUUCCAUCUCCGAGUACAAGAACUACCUCCGAAAGAAGAUGAUCAGCGCCGGAGCAGUCUAAGGCGAAAAAGUUUUACGAAUUUUGAUUUUAUCUGGCACGAAUGCAUGAAAGGAAAUUGACUAUAGAGGAUACUGAAUCCACAAAAAGUUGAUGAGAGUGCCAUUGGCAAUCAUGUGGGUAUUUUCAUGGGUUUAAAGCGGCGGCGGCGCGGGUGGCUAGACCAUCAGGAUACUUGAUACCUUAUGAUGGAAUGAGACGGCCACGACGAACGACGCUACAGGACGCAUGGCCAUGGCCUCAGUAGAGAGGCCCGGAAGCGUUCAUGAAGAUGUGAAAAUGUUCACGGAUAGAUUUCUUUUUUCUUUGGGUCUGGCUGUUUAAGCCUUGAGUACGAAUAAAUGGAUUCCAUUAUAA